GUUGAAUCGUUCAAAAGACAUGGUCAAAUUAUUGCUUAAAUCACAGUCACAGUACGCAACUGCUCUAACAAAUUCACCCUACUGGAGGGUACGAAAAUCGACCUCAUAAAGUUGCAUUUUGUGAUUGGAAAACUGUACCCCGCCUUAUUACGAAACUGUUGUCACACGAGAUGGAUAUCAAUUUGCUUCCGACGGAGGUUCUCCAGGAGAUCAUGUCGUACCUCGGACUUGAGACAUUGAAAAAGGCAUCGCUGGUCUGUCACAGGUGGUUCCGGGCUUCCGAAAAGUUCAUCCAUCGUAAAGGGCAACUUAUGAUCAUCGAGUCCGCUGCUAAUCAUCUGAACGUGAUUCGGAAUUUUGUGCGAGAUUAUCAAACUAUAUGCAUCCUACAAAUGAAAGAAUGGUCAAACCUGCAAGCGGUGAUUACCGAGUGUAGUCAAAGGCUUCCGACGGUACGAAAACUAUAUCUAGUUGGCUGUCUACAGGAUUAUCUCUACCGAUUUUAUAAUACCUUUCGGAACUGGGUGGAUCAGUGUGAAUCAUUCCAAGUUUCGUUAGAUGAUCGAUCCACCGAACACUUCAUAAUCGGUCCAGAGGAUUUCAAUAUGACGUUCACAAAUUUGAAAACCCUAAUUUGGGCAGAGUGCUUAUACGGGCAAGGGCAGAAAACGAUGAUCCUAAAUGCGCCAAAUUUGGAAAAUGUCUACAUUAACGACAGCUUGGAUGCAUCUGCCGUGCUUCGGUUUCCAAUCUGUGAUAACAUCAAGUUCAUCAGGUGUGUGUUCUACACGAAGCACUUUGACGAUACAUUUGUUGGAAACGUUUCCAACGUUGAAAAUGUGAUUGUGGAUGCAAUUUAUAGAAACUGUGAUAUAAGUUACCUAGUCAAGAUGCAUAAGCUACGAUAUCUAAGACUGAAACUUGGAAGUGCGUCCAACACCCUUCAUGACAUAGAAGCGAUGCACCAAUGCAAUUGUCUGAGAAUUUUGAGCAUCACAGUUCAGGACUCCAGUUCCGAAAAGGGCUCACUAAAUCUGGAGAAAGUAUUCAAAAAUUUCAUCAAAUUGGAAACACUUGACCUACAAGGGAUUGAGCUCAAAGUAAAUGAUUCGAUUCAAGCGAAACAACUGCAAUUUCUCAAACUCAGAGAUGUCACUUGCUCAAAAAGCGCCGUAUCUCUACAUCUUCCCCGUCUAAAAGUUCUUACGGUUUCUGUGUCCUUUCUGAGCAAAUUGCAGCUCAAUGAAUGCGAUUAUUUCGAAGAACUCUACUUGGAUUUGCUAUCAUACAGCCUGAAGCAAUCAUUUCAAAAUACUGUAAUCCCUUUCUUUCUGAGCCACAAAAAUCUUAAAAAGCUGGCCAUAUUCAGAAGCAUCUAUGAUGCCAAUCGAAUAGAAGAUGACGCCCUGUACGACUGUAGGGACCUUGGAGUGGAACAUAUGGAACUGUACCAUCUUGACAUAAGCAUUGACUUUUUCCGAAUGAUCUCCCAAUGGACAUCGCUGAAACGUCUUACCAUGGUGGCAUGUUCGAUUAACUGCAAAACUGGGCCAAAUAACAAUGUUUUCUUGCCCUACGUACAAGAGAUUACAUUAGACUGCGUCAAAUUGAGGGACGCAGCGAAAAAGAAAUUUCCUCUGAAGUUUGGAGGAGUUUAUAAGCUGCAGUCAUCGUCCAUUGCAUCGUCUUUACUCUACAGUACGAAGCGCCAACAGUUGGACCAUGAUGGACGAUACAAUCCUUUUGCUUGCGACGAAAUUGAUCCGUUACAUUAAUGAUAUAUUAUUAUUAUUGAUAGACAAAGGCAGUAUUUAUAUAUUUGAGAUUUGUAUAUGUGAAACUUCGAUGUACAUAAAUGUGUUUCAAAAAUCCAUGAAUUA
Messenger RNA from Aedes aegypti (yellow fever mosquito), 1880 nucleotides. RefSeq lists its product as uncharacterized. The record is from RefSeq and is a predicted model, not a curated record. Gene Ontology annotation, molecular function: protein binding. Lineage: Eukaryota; Metazoa; Arthropoda; Insecta; Diptera; Culicidae. The transcript is spliced from 2 exons. The coding region runs from base 171 to 1775 and encodes 534 amino acids.